UUGGUGGUGAGCAACAGUUGAUUUGUGCAAGUGUGCUGGUUUAGUCGGGUGGUCUCAAGUCUCGGAACAAGUUGUAUUUGGUGAAGAAGAGCUGAUCGAUGAAACGUGGCGAGAUGAACGCAAACUUGGUGUACAUCGGUACCACGAUGCUGGUGCUGUGCCUGGUCCCGAUUGCCAGCGGCUUGCAGGAUAGGAGAGCUUGUGACGCGGACGGGCUGUGCAGCGAAGCCUUGGACGAGAGAGUCGACGGGCGUUACUCGGAUAGACGCGUAGACAGGCUGGACCAGGAUCAGGAGCAACGUCUGCUGUUGUUCAACCGAAACGAGGAUCGCAAGGAUAGGAUGGGCUCUGACCGGCGUGCUGACCAGGACCGCAACGAAGAACGGAGAAUGGACGGUAGACGUGAAGCUCGGGAUGAACGGCGGGAAGAGGAACGUCGCGAGUCGAGACGCGUGGACGACACCCGUCGCGAACGUGAGAUGGGGCGACGCGAACGCAACGACCAUCGUGAGCGGGCUGCUGAACGAAGCCAGGAAGAUCGCCGUGAAAGCAGAGUUGAGCGUGCUGAAAAUAAUCGUGAGGAUCGCGAACGUAGAAACUCGGACGAACUUCGGGAACGAAACGUGGUUGAUCGUAGACAGGAAGAUCGACGUCAGAGCAGACUGGAUCGUGCUGAAGACCGUCGCGAGGAUCGCAAACGGAGAAACUCGGACGAGCUUCGGGAACGAAACGUGGAAGACCGACGUGAAAGCAGAGUUGAUCGUGCUGAAGACCGUCGCGAGGAUCGCGAACGGAGAAACUCGGACGAACUUCGUGAACGAAACGUGGAAGAUCGACGUCAAAGUAGACUGAAUCGUGCUGAAGACCGCCGCGAGGAUCGCGAACGGAGAAACUCGGACGAACUUCGUGAACGAAACGUGGAAGAUCGACGUCAAAGCAGACUGGAUCGUGCUGAAGACCGCCGCGAGGACCGCGAACGUAGACAAUCGGACGAGCUUCGGGAACGAAACGUGGAAGAUCGACGUCAAAGCAGACUGGAUCGUGCUGAAGACCGUCGUGAGGACCGCGAACGUAGACAAUCGGACGAGCUUCGUGAACGACGCAACGUGGUUGAUCGUCGACAGGAAGACCAACAAGUAGAACGUCGAGAGGAUCGCCGUGAAGAUCGUCGUGAGAGGGAAGAACGCCGAACCGAAGAACGUCGUGAGGAUCGCGCUGAUAGAACUGAUCGCAUGAGGGAGGAUCGUCGUGAGGACCGUCGUGAGGAUCGUGAAGAGGAACGACGAGUGGACAACCGCAGAUCGUCGGAUCGAGUACCUGACCGCCGAGAGAAUACAGAAGGUCGACGAUACCGAGAGGAUACCAUUCGAGCUGAUCGUUUGGACAGUCUGUACGUCAAGGACAAUAAUUCUGCCUCUCUGGUAUGGAACACAGUACAAGUAGCUUUGGCUGCCUUUAUCGGGUUUAAGCUGUUAAAGAAGAGUGAACAGGAAGGCGACCUGAAGCCAUCAUCUAUGCUAGCCAAUCUCGUUAGCUUCCGUCCGGUUGGCAUCACUGGACAGUAAACAGCAGCAAUCUUUCCAACAAAAGAUCACGGCAAGCGACUAUUGCUUUCGAACAUCCGGACAAAUCUCUAUGACAACACAGCAUCUAUAACCAACACACAAUAAUCAGUUAUUAACCAACCAAAAAUAACCAACCCAGUGUAAUAUCCAAAAGCAAACAUAUUAUGUAGAGAGCAGUGUAAUCGUUAGCAAACCUCCACACCAAGCAACACGAGGACCGAUCUCGAGUCUGAUGGCAACGUGACCUCACGAGAUUUCGCACGUGGCGCAGCACAGCUGCUGGCUUUUCCCAACGACGCCAGCAGCAGCAGCAUCGACCUUCUUCUCCCACAGAAGCGGGGAUACCUCCUCUUUGAAGGCACUUUAAAACAUUCCCAAUAUAGCGUGUGUGAAUAUGAACCCUUAAAUGGCAAGUCAAGAAAAUGCGUGUGAUACUGUUAGACCUUAAGGGCAGGCGAAGACAACGAUGGCUUGAUAAGAGAUGAUUUAUUAAAAUACAAUAUCCAAAAAUAUUCAUGUUUCCCAAUACAUACAUCCAGCAAAAGUGCAAAAUAAUCUAAGCUUGAAGCAACAUCCUGUACAAAAUGGCGCAGCAAAAAAUGAAAAGUAAAAGCUUUCGCUAUCCCAGCAAUAUAUUCAUGUGUGGGGUGUACAACACACCAACAACUUAUGUUGAAGAAAAAUCGACCAAAAACUGCUGUUGACAACAACGAAGCAAAUGCUAGCAAAGGGGAGUCUGUUAUCAUUAUCGUUAUAUUCUCUCUAUUGUUAUCCUAGGUUAACCACUUUCAUAUGCAUACUACUCACCACUCAAAAUAUACUAGAGAGCAAGAACUAUUUAAAAAAAAAACACGGUAGAUGAUGGAUAGGAAGCUUCAGAUCUAUGUGCUGUACCUUUAAUAAAUCUAUCAGCAAAGUAUAGUAACCAAACCAUAA
Culex quinquefasciatus (southern house mosquito) is the source of this 2501-nucleotide messenger RNA. RefSeq names its product trichohyalin-like. Bases 99 to 1565 code for a protein of 488 amino acids. The transcript has a single exon. Lineage: Eukaryota; Metazoa; Arthropoda; Insecta; Diptera; Culicidae. The record is from RefSeq and is a predicted model, not a curated record.